Molecule: messenger RNA, 1407 nt
Organism: Rhagoletis zephyria (snowberry fruit fly)
Lineage: Eukaryota; Metazoa; Arthropoda; Insecta; Diptera; Tephritidae
Source: RefSeq, a predicted model, not a curated record
AUGUUCGAGCUCAGCUCCGGCCAGAAGCACGCCCUGCACUGUUGCCUCCUCCUCGGGACCAUACUCUUCUUCGAGCUGCAAAGCGGCGGCAUUAAGCUCUACUACACCGACGAUGACGCCGGCCAGUUUGACCCGUUUGUCAGCUACGGCUACGCCUUCGCCUGGUUCCUCUACCUCCUCCGUCUGCUGACGCUGCUCUCACUGCCGCAGUUUCUUUGCAACUUCUUCGGCCUGGUGCUCUUCAACGCCUUCCCCGAAGAACCGGUCAGCAGGAGGGACGACUCCAAGGAGACGCUGGUGACGCCGUUCAUCUGCAUACGGACGGUGACCAGAGGCGACUUUCCCGACUUGAUACGCCGAAAUGUGACGCGGAACAUUGCCACCUGCAUCGACGCUGGGCUGCAGAACUUUCUCUUUGAAGUUGUCACCGACAAGCCAUUUGAUAUUCCCAAAGAUUCUCGCAUCAGACUUAUAGUGGUCCCGCCCAACUAUAAGACAAAAUCUGGCACUCUAUUUAAGGCCAGAGCUUUACAGUAUUGCUUAGAGGCUGAUGUCAACAUACUAGGUGACAACGACUGGGUCGUCCACCUCGAUGAGGAGACCCUUCUCACCUGCAGGUCAAUCAACGGCAUAAUGAACUUUGUGAGCGAUGGCAGGCACCAGUUUGGCCAGGGGCUAAUUACCUACGCCAAUGAGGAGGUGGUCAACUGGUGGACCACUCUGGCGGACACCUUCCGCGUCGCCGAAGACAUGGGCAAGCUGCGGUGUCAGUUUUACCUCUUUCACAAGCCACUCUUUAGCUGGAAAGGAUCCUUCGUGGUGACCAAGUUUCAGGCGGAGCGGGACGUCAGCUUCGACAAUGGCCUCGACGGGUCGGUGGCCGAGGACUGCUACUUUGCCAUGGUCGCCUUCAGCAAGGGCUACAGCUUCAACUUCAUCGAGGGCGAAAUGUGGGAGAAGUCGCCCUUCACGCUGGCGGACUUUCUGCAGCAACGGAAGCGCUGGGUGCAGGGCAUCUACCUGGUGGUGCACUCGCGGCACAUUCCCCUGCCGGUGAAGUUCCUCCUCAGCCUGUCCCUGUACGCCUGGCUGACCAUGCCGCUGACCAUCUUCAAUCUAGUCUUCGCCAGCGUCUACCCGCUGCCGCCCUCCUACUGGUGCAACUUCUGGUCGACCUUCAUCGCCGCCGCCUCCUUCUACAUGUACAUCUUCGGCGUCUUCAAGUCCUUCACCGUCCGGCAGAUAGGGCUGAAGCGGUACGCCUUUCUCAUUGCGGGCGCCCUCUUCACCAUUCCCUUCAAUGUGAUCAUUGAAAUUACCGCCGUCAUCUGGGGCAUCUUCAGCAAGAAGCACAAGUUCUACAUUGUCCAAAAACAGAUCAACCGGCCGGAGGUGUUGCCGGUCUGA